This is a messenger RNA of Fibroporia radiculosa, 3300 nucleotides long. RefSeq lists its product as uncharacterized. The record is from RefSeq and is a predicted model, not a curated record. Gene Ontology annotation, biological process: regulation of DNA-templated transcription. Lineage: Eukaryota; Fungi; Basidiomycota; Agaricomycetes; Polyporales; Fibroporiaceae. The coding region runs from base 1 to 3300 and encodes 1099 amino acids. The transcript is spliced from 10 exons. Gene Ontology annotation, cellular component: RSF complex.
AUGCCCCGUCGUACUUCAACUCCCGCGACACCCGCUCCCACUGGCCCAUCGGUCGUCUUACCCCAUGAUCUUGUCGAACUUGCUCAGUCAAAUCCCACUUGGGCCGCCAACAUUCAGGAGCUCAGACGACAGUGGAAAUGGGCCGCAUUCAGCCAGUUCUUCUAUACUUUCGCUCCGUUACUGGUCGCGGCAGAUGUUUCCCUGAUGGACGUUGAAGACGACCUUGCGCGAGGAACUAUGCUAUAUAUCCCUCGACUAAUGCAGAGGCUGCUAUAUACUCUGACCCAAGACCGGAAAAUAUCUGUUGCAAAUUGGCAGACAGCGUUGCGCAAGCAGUACAUGAGACGUGACCCAGUUGCGAAUCCAAUUGGUCCAGAACCCAAACAACCCUCUCGUGAGUCUUCUAGAGAACCAUCGACCAUCCCGGAGGACAGGGACGCGGAAGGCAGCAUUGUCGAGGAUGUCGGAGAAUCUGCGCCGGGGGAACCUGCCGGCAGUCCAUCUGAAAACGGAUUGGGGGAGCAGCAAAAUGCAGAAGGAAAAGGUCUAGUCAACGGAAACAUCUCGAAAGAGCUUAAAUCCGAGCCCCUCGACGAUCAACACGCCGUGAGGAAAGAGGCAACGGUAGAACCUCAGCAGGACGAUGACGUAGAGGAUAGCAAGGACUGGACGGACCUCCCGAUGCUAAUCAAACUCGAUUCACUGCAUUUACUUGUUGAGUGGCAGUUCCAGAAUCCUCAUCGUCUCAGAACAAUAAUGAAGGACGAUGACGAAGGCGCACAGUGGCGAAUUGAGCCGAUUGGUUAUGACGCGAAGACAAAUGCCUAUUGGUUGAUUGGACCCGAUCGUUUGUGGAUUCAACGCGUACCACCCAGACCCCCCAAAGGGAUUAAGCGGAAACGAGCUCCUACCAAAAAGUCGACCGCCCGUGCUUCCACCAGCAAAGUUGAAGAAGAGGAGUAUGAAUCUGACGCGCAGGUGCUACCUAAACGGCAGCGUGCUCAGCGGCCUACCACACGGCCUCGAGCGGCGCGUAGCCGAAACAAAAAGUCCUCUGGUACAACAGCAAUUGAGGAGACUCCAAGCAAUAGGAGUACUCGAGCAGCUAAGCUUCAGGCCAACAAGAAGCUAGACGUUCAGGCGAAAGAAUUGGCAGAAUUUCAACGCCAAGCCGCUAAGCUUGCAGCAAGUAGUAAGUCAAACUCCCGCUCAGCUAAACACAGCAAAGGCCAAAGUGCGGGACAAUCGUCGCCCGGUAAGUCUCCGCGGGGCGCUACAUUCGGCACGAGAGCUAGUGCCAGACUUCGAGGACCUGCGACCAAGGAAGAUGACGAAUGGCAGAAAAUUCCUGAGGAAUGGCUUGUGCAGUCCGGUACUACUCUCAACGCGCAAUCUUCUGCAAAGAAGAAAGGAAAAGCGCGAGCAAAAGAUGCGGAGGAGUCCACCGAAGAAUCUAGUGACGACCCUAUGCCGGCUGCUCGGGAAUACAAGACCGGAUUAGAAAGCGACAGUGAACUCACUGAGCUCUCUGAUGAUCCAGAGAGCCAAAGUAGUCGCAGAAAUUCUCCCGCUGUGUCGGUUGCCGAACAGCUUGAACCUAUACAACCUGAAGAACCUGUCACAAAGAUUCGACAGACACGAUCCCGGAAACGUGCACCGCCACCUAAAAAAGAUACCCCUGUAGAGGAUGUUGGUAGACAAGAAGAGAACGCUAGUGAGGAACAGGAACAGUAUGCAGAUGAUAACUCUCGGAUACCCGAUGAUUUCGUAGAAUGGGAAGCAAUUUGUGUAACCUUGUCUGAAUGGGAACACAUAGCGGAGCGUUUCGAUAAAGCAACGCACUAUCUGGAGAAAGCGCUGUACAAAAUGCUUACGCAGCACGUUGUGCCUGCGGUGACUGCAGAGCUGAAGGAAGCGGGACGGAAGCGGAAGCUGGAAGAUGCGAUCGUUCACCGAAAGCGUUCCUCCCGUAUUGCUAUCAAAGAGAGCGAGAAGGAAGAAGCGAAGCUGCUUGCGAAGAAGAAAGCUGAGGAAGAUGAAAAAAUGGCUCGUGUGAAGCGUAUGGAGGCGCGUGCGAUGAGGGAGGAGGCGGAGAGGGAGAAGAGAGAGCAUGCACGAGAGCAGAGGCGGAUGGAGCGUGAAGAGCGCGAGAAGCGUGCUCGUGCCAAAGAGGAACGGGAAGCACGAAGAACCCCAACCGAAGAGCGAGGGUCGACGGCAACGCCUGUUGCCCCUGGCACUCAUUCAAAUGAGUCUGUCCAGCUCAGUAGUGUGACAACACCAACAGGCGUCCAGACCCCAAACUGGAUCUUGGAUUGUGAGAUCUGCCGCAAACAUGGGCUAAAUAUGGACGAUGGUCUGCCAAUGGUUUCUUGCGGGUUGUGCAACAAGUGGCAGCACAUAAAUUGUCACAAUGUGGCUGACCAGCGCGCAGGCCGACCCAGAAGAAACUGGGAUAUCGGCCAAUUCUACUGCCAAAAUUGUCGUACCAAGCAUGCAAACCGGAUGUCAUAUGUUCCUACCAAUCAUCAGCGUUAUCCCCCAACCCAGCAAUAUUCGACCUGGAACCAACCAUCUCUUGACCCAGCGCUGCAUCCACAGAAGAACGGGUCUACAUCAUACUCUCGUGAUCCUUACUCACAAUCUACCUCAGAUAUUAGGUUCGUCUCGGGCCAGAAUGGUGCUGAUUUCAAUCAAGAAGUCGCGUAUGCUCGUACCCAGACACCACAUCAGCCUCCAUACACUCGUACUCAUGGAGGUCUUACAUUCUCUCACUAUCAACCAGAGCAGCGGUCCUUCUUGACUACUCGGAGCGCAUUGCCGCAGCGUGUGGCGGCUCAGCACGGCCCGUGGAAUAACGGAUAUCCUCCUGCUGAAGAAUUAAAUGUCAGGACGCCGCAGCCCGCUCAGUAUUCAUCCCAGUUCAGUCACGGCGAAGGUUCCUAUCCUAGCGGUAGCGGCAGCGGAGUGCCGUAUCAGGGCACUCCCCCCGCUACCCAACGCCAGUCGUAUGAUGGUGUAACACAAGCACUCGUGGCACCUAUACCUACACCUAGCGGUGGCCAGUGGGCAGGGAGUUCGAACGGUUAUUUCUCUGCCAAUGACAGCGCCGUGCGAUCUGCUGCCGAGUCGCUGGCUUACUUGCAGGGUAGCGCCAACGGCCAUCAUCCCGGCUGGCAGCAUUCGGUGAAUUCUCCGCCUCAGGUCAACGGUGGGAUGUAUGCGGACCGCGGUCAUUCUGUGCCUACACGCUCCGAUCACACCAUGGGUAGUGUCCCCCAGUAUCAGUACCCUUCAUAA